Colletotrichum lupini is the source of this 411-nucleotide messenger RNA. The record is from the annotation of a RefSeq genome assembly. NCBI's taxonomy places the organism in Eukaryota, Fungi, Ascomycota, Sordariomycetes, Glomerellales, Glomerellaceae.
AUGAGUAGUAUGACAUUUUUUUUUGUAUUUGUACUUAUAUUAACUUUCCUUUUUUUAGUUCUUAAUUUUGUUUUAGCACCACAUAACCCUUAUCAAGAAAAAUAUAGUAUAUUUGAAUGUGGGUUUCAUAGUUUCCUAGGUCAAAAUAGAACUCAAUUUGGUAUAAAAUUUUUUAUUUUUGCUUUGGUUUAUUUACUGUUAGACUUAGAGAUUUUAGUUAUAUAUCCAUUUGGUGUUAGUGAAUACGAUAAUGGUAUAUACGGAUUAAUAAUUAUGCUUAUAUUUACUGGUAUUAUUACUGUGGGAUUUGUAUUUGAAUUAGGUAAAAAUGCAUUAAAAAUAGAUAGUAGACAAUCUGUUGUUGAUUCAUAUAAAUCGAAUUCUUUUGUAAACACUUAUUCUCAAAAUUAA